AUGGAACGCGGUCAUCGUUCGAAGCGGAAACCUUCGAAGGAGUCCAGCGUGAAAUCGAAAGCUGUGCCAACCUUAGGUAGCCGCGACGAGAUCGUACCAGACAACCAAGAACAAUAUCUCUUCCUGUUGGAAUUCUUCGUCCAACACAUGACCAGCGAACGUUUAGCCAAGCUCAAUCAGAUGUUCUUCGUUCCAACCACUAUCUCCGUGGAGUUCCUCAACUUCACAGGAGAAGACAACAUCCAAAUAACCCCCGUAGAUCCGUUGUUUCAGCCACAAGCUGGUGUUGCAGGAGACGUGGAGUACUUCUACUCCGGUCGUUCCGUGAUGUUCGCCAUAGAUCAGUACACGGUGAUCAACAAGCUCUUCGACCUUAUAAUCAAACUCUGCGUAGAGAAAAAAAUGCCGGAAGGAGUGAAGCCGGACGUGCUAAUAGGCAACGCUGAAGUAGAUCUCUCUAUGCACUUUGCAGCUCUGAGAAAAGAGAUGUUACAAUGUUGGCAUAAGUUAGCACCGCCGCCUAGGGUGUUCGAAGGGGAAGUACCGCUGGUUUACAACGACCAGGUGGUAGGCGCCAUUUCUAUGUUCGCCAGGAUCUCCGCGUUUGGACAGACAAUUGUGACGGAGUUCGAGGUUCCUCCAGAUCGGAACAUCUCGUCUUACAUCUUCAGAGGAGCCGAGUCUAACGCCAAAUCUCUCACGUACAAAUGUCGAAUCGUCGAUUCGGACGUGGGUAACGUGUGUAUCGAAUCGAAGGACGAUUUACUCAAGUCUGGCCCUCCUUGCCGCGUGUGCAUCAAGGAACACCAUCCUUGUACACCGUGUGGAAAGCCUGGUGCCACGCUGAAACCCACCGUGAGCGGCAGACAGACGUCGCCGGUGACGACGUCAAGAUCGAAACCGGAUACGUGCGCUGAUGUGCACAAACAGGCCGGUCUGAUCCAGUCGAGCCGCGGACCAGCUCAACCGUGCGGAAAGGCGGUGGUUCUGAAGGUGUCCGGGAUCCUGGACACCGGCCAGGACAAGAAACCUACGGUCACCGUGGCGCCUGAGUCGGAGGCGACGCCUGCGGACGCCACGGACCCGGAACACGACGUGUUCGUGCUGAGAAUUGGGAAGAAAGGCAUCGUCGGGGCUGGAGAGAAGUCGGAUAUACAGUUGGAGAUGAGAACGCCAAAAGGACCCGAGAGAGGACCACCGAUCAGGUGCGAGACCAGGGAGAUGCAAACGGAGGAUAAAGGGAGGAAGGAUAGGAAGAAGAAGAAGAAGAAGAAGUGA
This is a messenger RNA of Habropoda laboriosa, 1278 nucleotides long. RefSeq lists its product as uncharacterized. The coding region runs from base 1 to 1278 and encodes 425 amino acids. The transcript has a single exon. The record is from RefSeq and is a predicted model, not a curated record. Lineage: Eukaryota; Metazoa; Arthropoda; Insecta; Hymenoptera; Apidae.